This is a messenger RNA of Aspergillus brunneoviolaceus CBS 621.78, 1281 nucleotides long. RefSeq lists its product as uncharacterized. NCBI's taxonomy places the organism in Eukaryota, Fungi, Ascomycota, Eurotiomycetes, Eurotiales, Aspergillaceae. The transcript has 3 exons. The record is from RefSeq and is a predicted model, not a curated record. Bases 145 to 1227 code for a protein of 360 amino acids. Gene Ontology annotation, molecular function: methyltransferase activity.
CACUCUUGGGAAUGAGCGUGUAGCAGACACAGGCACAGCUCAUGAUAUGCUUCCCCGACUUUAAAAACGAUACGCCAGACGUUUCAGCUGAAGCAAACCGAUUCAACUCUCUAUAGUCUGAAGGCUAUUCAUCAAGCUGUUGAAAUGUCUACGACCACUGUCUGCGAAGUCACUGGGCCAUCCUCGGCACUUUCGCUCGAUACGCGGGCUCCCAAGGAACCCUUUCUUCGCGACAUUCGAAAGUCCUUGGAGCUUCUCGACCUGAACUCAUGCGUUAUAUCGGGUCUGUCGCAGUCGCGCAAAACGAUUCCGUCACUUCUCCUCUGGGACGAGCAGGGGCUCAAAAACUUCAAUGAAUGGACCAACUGUCCUCACUACUAUCCCAAGUCAAAGGAGUUGGAGAUCCUCGAGACGCACAAAGACAGGAUGGCGGGCGCUCUACCUGAUAGGUCUGCGCUGGUCGAGCUGGGAUGUGGAAACCUUCACAAGACCGCAAUCAUACUCUCCGCCCUCGCUAGACAAGGCAAGAAGGUCCAAUACUAUGCCAUGGACGUCUCGGAAUCAGCGUUGCGCAGCAGCCUGCAGGCUCUGCAAGCAGAGUUCAAGCACUUCCCGGAUAUCAGUAUCUCCGGUCUUCUCGGCACGUAUGACGACUGCGUAGACUGGAUCGCCAACAACACCGCCAGUCUCCACACACGUUCAGUCACCUUUCUCUGGGUCGGCAAUAGUGUAGCAAACCUCUCCAAGACUGAAGCAAGCGACCUUAUGGGUCAGUUCCGCCAAGCCUGCGCUAUUGCAGGAAUGCACUGCCACUUUCUGGUUUCUGCGGACGCUUGUGCCGACGAGAGCAAGCUACUCAAAGCCUACAAUCCCGAAGGGGGGUUAUCGUCCCUCUUCCUCCGCUAUGGCCUGCUCCAUGUUAACAAGCUGCUCCGAGCGGAUCUGUUCAAAGACGUGGUUUGGAACUGCCUCCUCGAGUACGAUCGAGAGGAGAACGAGAUCCUGACUUUCUAUUCUCCCGAAAGCGAUGUCACAUUGUUGAGCGGUGCAACGUCAGUGACGGUACAUCAUGGGGAGAAGAUAUUCUUCUUCCGUAGUGGCAAAUGGAAUAGAGAACAAAUGAGCAUUAUUGCACAGCAGGGCGGGUUCCAAGUUUCGCAGGUAUGGAGGGACGCAAAACAGGAGUACGGUAAGCUGAGCCCAAAGGUAAAUCUUCAUGGUGGAUGAUGUGCAGCUACUGACGAAUUUCAGGUUUCUAUCUUCUAUCUUCAUAGCGACAUC